GGACUGCUGACCUUCAGGGAUGUGGCCAUAGAAUUCUCUCAGGAGGAGUGGGGACGCCUGAACCACAGUCAGCGGGAACUGUACAGGGACGUGAUGUUAGAGAACUAUGGACACCUCCUCUUCUUGGGUUUUGUUGUGUCAAAGCCGGACCUGGUCAUCUUUUUGGAACAAAAGAGGGAGCAAUCGGAUGUGAAGAGAAAGGAGACAGUAGGCUCCUACCCAGCUGUGUCUUCAAAUGGCCCUCAGAGCCUCCUUCCAAAGAUGUGCAUAGAAACUGCUUUCCAAAGAGUGUCAGUGGGUAGAUGUAAAGACAGCGUCAUUGAGAAUGGACUCUUAGUGAUAGAUGGGAACAGUGCUGGGGAGAGAGAAGGGCACCAAAGAUCUCAUGAAGCACCUAUGCAAAUGGAGACAACUGCCCAUUAUAAGAGUCUCACUGCCCCAAUUGGUGAAGGAUCUAAAGCAUUUUGGGGAAUGCCCAUUUCAAAGUCCAUUACUUCGGCAAAGCAGUGUGUUUCUAUAGGCAAAGGCUCAAAUCAAGUGGUGAAACACACAUAUUUGCAGAACAAAAAUUUGGAAAAUCUGGGAAGUGACCUUGUCCAUCCUGAAAACACACAUUUGUACCAUUUUGACAAUAGGAUUUCAUUGACCUCUCAGUCAAAUAUUUCUGAAAAUCAGAGAUUUAAAACUGGAGGAGAAAGUGGUAAGUGGCAUCCAUUUGAAGGGUCCUUCUCUGAGCAAUCGACCUUAAACCAUAAUCACAGCAUUUUGAAUGAAAACAGAAUUGCUCAUUGCAGUGGUUCUGAGACAAUAUUUAACCAGGGUUCAAAUGUUACAAAACAUCUAAGGACAUGUUUGUCCCAGAACCAUUAUGAAUUGAAUAAAUGUAGAGAAGUGUUUCAUGAAAGCUCCAACCUUCUUAUACAUAAGAGGAUACAUUUGGAAGAAAAUCCUUCAAAACAUAAUGAUUGUGGGAAAAUUCCUAACCAGUCCUCUAAUGAUCAUGAUCACCAGAAGAUUCAUGUGGGAAAAAAACCAUCUACAUGCAGUGAACUUGGGAACAUGCUUAGUGAGUCAUCAAGGGUAAAUAUAAAUAAGAAAAUGCAGAGUGGACAGAAAGAAUACAUUGGUAAGGAAUGUGACAGAGCCCUCAACUGGCACUCAACACAACUUCAACAUCAGCGAGUGCAUACUGGAGACAAACCUUACAAAUGUGAAGAAUGUAGUAAAACCUUUAAUUAUGGCUCAUCAGUAAAUGGACAUAAACUAAUCAGUACUAGCGAGGAACCUUACCAAUGUAAAGAAUGUGGCAAGGCCUUUAAAUAGCCCAAAGCUCUUAAACAACAUCACAGAAUCCAUAGUGGAGAGAAACCUUACCAAUGAAAAGAAUGUGGCAAGGCCUUUAAAUUGCCCUCAGCUCUUAAUCGACAUCACAGAAUCCAUACUGGAGAGAAACCUUACAAGUGUAAAGAAUGUGGCAAGGCCUUUAACUGGUCCUCAGACCUUAAUCAACAUAACAGAAUCCAUACUGGAGAGAAACCUUACCAAUGUAAAGAAUGUGGCAAGGCCUUUACACAUCGCUCAUCCCAGAUUCAACAUAACAGAAUCCAUACCAGAGGAAAGUUAUCUGUAAUGAAUGUGGCAAGGCCUUUACCCACAACGCAGAUAUUACCAAACAUCACAAAAUCCAUACUGGAGCAAAACCUCACCAAAGUAAAGAAUGUAGCAAGCCCUUUAAGAACUGCUCAGCUCUGAAUCAACAUCACAGAAUCCAUACUGGAGAGAAACCUUACAAGAGUAAAGAAUAUGGGAAGGCCUUUAACUGGCCCUCAGCCCUUAAUCAACAUAACAUAAUCCAUACUGGAGAGAAACCUUACCAAUGUAGAGAAUGUGGAAAGACCUUUACCCAGCACUCAAAUCUAUCUGCACAUCAGAAAAUUCAUCUUGGAGAGAAACCUUACCAAUGUAAGGAAUCGUGGCAAGGCCUUUACGUACCGCUCAUACCUUAUUCAACA
This is a messenger RNA of Hyaena hyaena (striped hyena), 2012 nucleotides long. Its product is annotated as zinc finger protein 429-like. The annotation marks the transcript as partial. The transcript has 3 exons. Gene Ontology annotation, biological process: negative regulation of transcription by RNA polymerase II. The record is from RefSeq and is a predicted model, not a curated record. NCBI's taxonomy places the organism in Eukaryota, Metazoa, Chordata, Mammalia, Carnivora, Hyaenidae. Gene Ontology annotation, molecular function: DNA-binding transcription repressor activity, RNA polymerase II-specific.